Messenger RNA from Sphaeroforma arctica JP610, 468 nucleotides. RefSeq lists its product as hypothetical. Bases 1 to 468 code for a protein of 155 amino acids. Gene Ontology annotation, cellular component: COG complex. The record is from RefSeq and is a predicted model, not a curated record. Gene Ontology annotation, biological process: intra-Golgi vesicle-mediated transport. The transcript is spliced from 3 exons. NCBI's taxonomy places the organism in Eukaryota, Ichthyosporea, Ichthyophonida.
AUGCACACUCACGCCUUGCUUCUUCUUCUAUCACGAAUUAUUUCUAUUUCCCAGGCGUUAACACCGUUGUUGGAACGGACUGGCAAGCGGUUGAAUGAAUUAGGUGCUGCGUAUGUGCAGCUCCGCAAUGUCAGAGCCAUGCUAUUCUUAGAGACCGACAAGCUGGAUCUGUCGUCAAUGGUGGUACAGAAACUGAAUCCCAUUGUGCUACUGCACCAUCUCUUCACGCGAGCCCCGGAAACAAUGCCUUCGCCGCAUACGCUCAUGCAGUGUUCUGUGGUACAGUACGCACAGUGGAUGGAUGGGCGGCCCGAUCGCGAAGUGCUGGGUGUGAUCCAAGGGAGCGUAGAUACAUACACCAAUGCCUGCAUGAAACGGGGCGACAAGGAGUUUUCCCCUGUGUAUCCCUUCAUGGUGGCACUAUUGAGGAAAGAGGCUGUACAACACACACAGGUCGAUGCCAAAUAG